Molecule: messenger RNA, 16010 nt
Organism: Lytechinus pictus (painted urchin)
Lineage: Eukaryota; Metazoa; Echinodermata; Echinoidea; Temnopleuroida; Toxopneustidae
Product: adenomatous polyposis coli protein-like
Exons: 4
Coding region: 69-539 (156 amino acids)
Source: RefSeq, a predicted model, not a curated record
UACAGUGUAUGUGGAAUUCUUUUCAGAAAGAAAUAUGAAUAGCGCCAUCUUAUGUCAGGGGCAUUGUGAUGUCAUCUUAUGACCAGCUUCUCCAUCAGGUGGAGUCUCUCAAGGCAGAGAAUUCACAUCUCAAGAUGGAGCUGAAAGACAACUCAAGCCAGCUUAACAAGCUGGACUCAGUUGUAGGGCACCUUCAGUCCAGUAAACCAGGCAUGGGGGAGGAUGACCUCAGAGCUCAAGUCACUAUCCACGGUCUUGCCAUGACAACAUCUGCGGCAGCAACAUCGUCAGCAACAUCAACAGGAGCAGGUCCUAGUACCUUUCAAGUCAACAGUGGUGCCAUGUUGCCUGGGAAACCUCAUAGUUUACCAACAUCAUUAGGAACAGGUGGGACUGAUAGCAGCUUAAGUCAAACCAAAGAUCAUUUCACGAGGCAUCAAGAGCUUGAAAGAGACAGGUUUGUACUUGAGUUUUUAUGUUUUUACAUUUUAUGGUGCAAUGUGAAUUAUGAUUUUUCAUUUGUGUUCCGCUGUAUCUAAUUUUAUUCUCAGUAACUAUAGUAACAAUAUGGCUCCUCCCAAUUCUUCAUGCCCUCUAUCUUCUUUCAUUUACAUUGUACAUUUCCUAAUUGCUCCUGUCUCUUUAUAUGUCUUUUAGAGCUUGAAAAAAAGACAGGUUUGCAUUUGUAUGUGUGUGUGUGUGUGCAUUUGUACAUUUUGUGCUGUAUCACAUAUUCUAUUUGUGAAAAAUGAUUGUUCACUGAAUCUACUUUUGCUCCUAUUGAAUAUGGAUGAAGAAACGACCCUCUCCUCCAGGCUCUCUGUCCUCAUCGGCUGACACCUUCUUAUUGCCCCUGUUUCUUCUAAGUGUUUCUCUCUCUUUCUAUCAACCCACACCAUUUUCUUGUACCCCAAUCCAUCUCCAUCUUUCCCCCAUCAUGACAGUUUCCUAUCUGACAGUUCAUCAUCAUAUUCCCUUCUUACCCCCAUAAUACCAAUGUCACCAGGGAUAAUCAUCCACUCUGUGGUCCAGCUGGUUCAACAAGCCUCCAAAUUUACUACCCUCUCAUUCAUCCUAAUUAUCCAAUGAAUUUCAAUCAAAAUCAUAUCCACUGGUCUUGGAAAUGCAUUUUAAUUGAUUCAAAGUCAUGCAGCUGGAUUUGUGGGUUCUUGUCGAGCCUUGUCUUUGGUUGGAGUAUGCCGAGGUUUGGGUUUCAGCUUCAUGGGAUUCAGCCUUCAUAGUCUGUUGGCAUCGUGCCUUAAGGAGAGUCCUUUGCUGUCAUUGACGGGUAAUAGAAAUCAUAUUAUUGUGCUGCGGAAUGAGCCUGAAAUAAUUUUACUAGUUGAUUGAUGGCAAGAUAUAGUGAAAGAUGCAGAAGUGCAUAAAUGGAGGGAGUCAGUUCAAAUUUAAUAGAAGGAACAGAGAAAGAGAUGGAGGGUGGUAAAGAGGUUCUAUACAAAUAAAAGCAGUUAGUGGGAUAGAGAAGAAAAAAAAUGAGAGAAAGAAAUUAUGAGAGGAGGGAGAGAAUAGUUGGAGAAGCAUUCUCUUUAGUGUUGCUGCAAUGAAUCUGUUUUUGAGAGCUACAUGUAAUUAUGAUUCACAGAGCUGCAUUAUGUAUAUACUAAAGGACACAAGUGCUAGUAUACGAUACAUUACAUUCAAUUACAAGUUUAAUUUGUUUCAAUUAAUACAAAAUUCCUAUCCUGUAGCUGCUAAUGGUUUGUUUGAUCACUUAAAUUAAUCAUCAUAAGGCUCGUGUCAUACAGUAGUUGAAGAGAAUGCCUGAUCAGUUUUGCAUCUGUUUCUCCUUGUCAUUACCUGAUGACUCAUACAAGACUUCAUUAGCGAGCUCUUAGAUAGUUUUUCAUUGUAAUUUGGAGUAAUCCAAAUGCGUAGAAAGAUGACGACAUGUACCUCUUCUGCUGCCUCCGCUGAAUAUUAGCUUUGAAUAUUUCAUUAUAUGGCCGUGUAAAUCCAUGUAUAUUAGAAAGAUCAGAAAUAAUUUAAUAUUGAAUAUAGGUUAGAUGUAUAAGGAUGAAGAGAGUAGUAUUCCUGGUUGUAUUGAUUUAUUGUGAAGUGGCAGCAGACAUGGUUCUUUAUGAAUCAUCAAAUAAAUCUAUCUUAUGAAAAUUUGAGUUUCAUACACAGAAUUCUUUUAUUUUUUAUCAAUUUAGACAUAAAUCAAUUUCCAAUUACAUGGAAUUUUGAGUGGUCUUUUUCAAUUGGACAACAUUCAAUAUGUAUAUUAGAGAGAGCAUUUCUUACUAUCUCGUAGAAGAUCUGAAAUAGAUAUUACAUUUUGUUUGAAUGUCUGUUUAUUUUUCUAGAGCUCAUGGAUAUAAUGAAAUCUUUUUUGUGGUUUAAAAUGUUUACACUUUUCUUCCAUUGAUAAUGUGAUGUGUCUCCUUGUGGGGACACAUACAAGCAAACACAUGUCUCAACCUUUGAAAUUGUUCAAAUAUGCAUGUUUUAAACAUUGUAUGCUCAAAUAUUCUAUAGACUGCUUGCAGCACACACUCACUUGAGACCCACAGAAGGCAGACAAUUUAGACACGGAGGGUACACAAUUUUGCAAGGAAUUGCGCUGGAGUACGCAUUUAUGACGCUGUGCUUUCGUCAAAAGCGCCAUACCUUUCUCCAUAGUGCUGGUCGAAUCCACUUUCAUGAGUGACUAAGCAUUUGAUUUGAUUAAACUGCAUGGUCUAGUUGAGCUAAUCAUCUUACGGGUGCCGAAUUUCAAGAUAUUUUAGGAUGGGUAAGAUGGAAUCUGGAAGAUGACAUAGAACACAAUGAAAGGAAUUAAGAGAUUUAACAGACAAAUCCUUAAAUGUGUCAAAAUUGAUCAGGGUAUCAAUAGUCUGCAAUAACAGACUCUAUUUUACUUUAUUGCAUCAUGUAGAGUCUGUGAAAAAAAGACUGUGGCACCACAGUUCAUAGGUACUGCAAUGUAGCAACUCCCACACUCGGUGGACAGAUAGAUGUCACCAUUUGGUGUAACUCAAAAUUUCUUAAUUUGUUUUUAAAUAUCAACAUCGGGUCUUUCCCACAGACUACCCUCAUCUGGAUAAGUGAUAUCAAUGACCAAACGAAAUGCCUGUGAUUAGACCGCCAAACUGUAUUAUACCCAAAAUGUUCAAUUCCAUCAUAUUCCCUGAUUUGCUAGUUGAUUGAUGGGAUGAGACAUUGUCCCAUGUAACGGACCAAUGAUUAGUCUUGAUGCAACCUUACAGGAUAGGAUGUGAUUUGUUUUCAUUAGAGACGGAGAUAGGAACAAAUUUAAUUUGUAAGAUGUUUGAGAUUGCCAUGCUGAUACAGUCACCAAUGUGACAAGAUAACUGGUGGGGAUAUUGGUCAAACUGGUAAAGGCCAUGGAAAUCAAAUUUGAUAUUGAUAAGAAAUACUUCAUAUAUAUCUUGCUUUAUAUUUAUAGCUCAAUCAGUGGCGUAUGUAGGCAAGAAAGAUGCUCAGGGCAAAUGAUUCAGUCCUAUUUCCAACUUUUUAUCUAGCAUCUUUGGUUGUUUAUGAUAUUCUAGAGGUUUUUUUCCUUCACAUUUCUACGUUUUCAAUCCCUUUUUUUUUCUAAUCUCUUUUUUCUUUUUUUGUGCAUACUAAAAGUGGCAGCCAAGCCAAAUUCACUAUUUCUUGCUCCCCCCCCCCCCGAUUACCCAAAUACUAUGUAGAUAGUAAUGGUUUUUUAAUGUCUUGAAUGAUAUCUGUUCCCUUUGUAAUAUACAGGUGUAACCUGAUGACCAAAUUUUAUCUAAGAUUUAUCUAUUUUCAGGUCUUUAUAAAGAAAAAUAAAAUUAUUGUAUCAUUCUACAUAAGUAUCAAACUUUAUACCUGUAGCUGUCUUUAACAUGUACAUUGUAGGCCUAUGUAUGAAUUAUUAUGCUAUUAAAUUUGUCAAAUUUGAUGGAAACGAAUAACAAUGGAUUAUGUAUACUGUAAACACAUCCGUGCCAAAAAAGGGACAAAAUAAUGACCUUUAUCUACACAAAGUGAUAAACCAAUGUACAUUGUACUUUGCAAAUUGUCCUAAUAUUGCUACAGUAGGGGAAGUUGAUUUCAGUUUAAUUUGAAAAAAUUAUAAUGACAGAAACAUUGCAGUCAAGUUUUAAAAUGGUCUAAUUUCCCUAUCAUUAAUGUCAAUGCUUAUGUUAUACAGGGGUUGUUUGUAACCAAUGAUGAUAUUGGGAUAUGUACAAGUUCUUCUCUGUUUAUUUUCUCCAUACUGAGCCAUUUUGAGGGACACUCAAAAUUAGGAGCUGCCUUUUUUUUUUUUUGUAUUUGAAUGCAGUGUCUACGAACCUUCUGAAUAAUUCAUGAUUAUUUCCAAUCUGGGAUUAGUCAAGAUUUUUUCUGACUUUUUCCUCUUUUUCUGUUUUUAUUAAUGUUAUAAUGCUUAUGUUAUACAGGGGUUGUUUGUAACCAAUGAUGAUAUUGGGAUAUGUACAAGUUCUUCUCGGUUUAUUUUCUCCAUACUGAGCCAUUUUGAGGGACACUCAAAAUUAGGAGCUGCCUUUUUUUUUUUUUUUGUAUUUGAAUGCAGUGUCUACGAACCUUCUGAAUAAUUCAUGAUUAUUUCCAAUCUGGGAUUAGUCAAGAUUUUUUCUGACUUUUUCCUCUUUUUCUGUUUUUAUUAAUGUUAUAAUGCUUAUGUUAUACAGGGGUUGUUUGUAACCAAUGAUGAUAUUGGGAUAUGUACAUGUUCUUCACGGUUUAUUUUUCUCCAUACUGAGCCAUUUUGAGGGACACUCAAAAUUAGGCGCUGCCUUUUUUUUUUUGUAUUUGAAUGCAGUGUCUACGAACCUACUGAUUAAUUCAUGAUAAUUUCCAAUCUGGGAUUAGUUAAGAUUUUUUCUGACUUUUUCCUCUUUUUCUGUUUUUAUUAAAAUGUCCUACAUCUGGGUGGACCUUCCCCUUUAAAUACAUGUAAGAAAAAAUAUUCAUGAUGGCUGACUCACACAUUAACCAUGAUGUAACAUUAAAUGGUGCCUGGUAUCUGCUUUCAGACUAAAAAAAACUCCAAAAUGUUACUGUACAUGUACAUUGUAACCAAAAUUUCCAUGGGAUAUAAACAAGACAAAAUGGGAAUUGUGAUAUUAGAGAACAUGGAAAAACAGGAAGCUGAACAUAAUAUUUCUCUUAAAAGUGAUCUCGAAGAUAAAGUACAAGGCUUGAAUUACAAUCAUUUAAAUCAUGUUUUAGGUGCUUUCUACCUUAAAUUUCCAUCUGUUUUCUAUCCAGUAGGACAGAGGAAUGGACCUCCUGUGUCUUACACGCACAUUUCAUAAACAUUUUAGGAAUUUAAAGGACUGACCAAAAAAGAAAUUCAUUUUCUAUAUAUGUGAUGGAAUCAUGGUUAAACCUGGUUAAUUUUUCAAGAUGCUCCUGAAUAAUGCAGCACCCCCCCCCCCCCAUUUCUUGUUCAUAUUUUAUAAUCAUUUUGGGGAUUAAAACCUGGACUACCAAAGAAAUAUCACUUUUGAGACUUAAUUGAAUCACAGUUACAUUUGACAUUAAUAGUUUUCUUAAAUUAGGGCCUUAACAUCACUAUUUUCCUUCUUCCUAUCUCACAAAAAUCAGAUACAAUGUAGGUCCUACAAGUAUUCUGUAAAUAUAAUAUUUUCCUUCCCAUUUUUCGGGGGAAGGGCAUUGGUUGUAAAUCCAGCAUCCCUUUACAGAAGCAGUGAUAGGAUCAGUCUAUCCCAUCAUAUUAGAUAUAUCUUGAUCCCCUGUCACAUGUGGCAAGUCCUUGUCAACUAUCAGCACAAAUAUCUUUGAACCUAUCGUAGAUCAUAUCAUGAGCAUUGCAGUUACAUUCAACACAGCUUACAUAUAUUGUGGCCAUUGUGGAGAUGUUUUUCAAUCAUCCAAGCCCCCCAAGUUUAUUGUAGCUGUAGCUAUCACUUUGUUUGUGACCAUUUAGAGUGAUAUUUACUAAUCUUGUUAUUUUAGUUCCAAGUUGUUGUUUGUGGCCUUUACGUCAUUUCAGACUGGAAAAAAAAAGUUUUUGAUGCAGUGACAAAUGCUGAAGUUCAAGAUUUAAAGGAUUACUAUAUGAAUCAUCUUCAGAAUAUUUCAUGGACUCAGUAAAAGUGAACAAGGACAGAGGGUGUAUUCUAGCAGGUAAAUUUACACCUUGCUCUAGCCAUUUUAUGAAGCUUUUUAUUAAUGGUAUGAAAUAUUGAUCAUUUUGUCCAUUUUAUAAUUCAAAUAUCAAGCACCUUUAGUGGAAUUAAUAUUCUGUGGAUGCCAUACUAUAGUAAAAAAAGAAUAUGUAUAGUCCCUCUUGGUCGAUGACUCAGGUUUUAUAACUAGAUUUAUAUCCAUUCAUGACAAAUUCUAUGCCCAAAGUGGGUAGUUUCUUUCUAAAGGUCAGUGUGCAUGGUGGAUGCAGUCUCCUGUGAAACACAAUUUAUUCCUUGGAGAUGAGAGAAUGGGGAUAGUACAGACAGAAGAGAAGAGAUGGGAGGGAAGAGGAUGAGGAGGGGGAGAGGAUGGGGAGGGGGGGAGAAAUAGAUAAAUAGAGGGGGAGGGAGGAGAGGAAAGGUGAGAGGGGGGAAGGAAUAGGGGAAAGAGAAAAAGAGAGAGCUAGAGAGGAGGUGAGAGAAUUGAGUGGUGGGGAUUGGCAAGUGAUGAAAGAAAAAAUAAAAAAGCUAUAUCAUAUAAGUUAUAAGGAAAGAUGGAGAAUCUCUGAGUGCCAACAGUUCCAUGCUGGCGCCAACAUCUACAUGUACACAUGUAUCAUCUAAUGCCAAAAUGCCGAAUCAUGAUGAAUUGGGAAACAGUAGGCCAACAUGUAGAACAAAGUGCGACACCUGCUUCACAUCUGCUUGAAAUGUAUGUAUUUCAAUAUGCUGUUUCUUCCCUUCGGCAAAUGGAUGAGGUAGGAAGACCCCAGGAGAAAAUGAGAGAGAGAAAGAGAUACAUGGAAAGUGAAUUGAGAAAAGUAAAAUUUACACGCAAGAAAGAAAAUUUGGUGUAGAAAGUUAGAGCGAAAUAAACAAGGAAGGAGAGGGAGUAGUGAGAGAGAAAGAACCAGAGACGGUGGGAGAGGAUGAAUGGGAGGAGGAAGGAGUAGACAUUGCACUAUUUCAGCGACAUCCCGUUACUUGCUUUCAGACCCUGCAAGCAAUGGAAUUCAUAAAUGAAUUACCUGUUCUCUAUUUCCAAUCAAAUCACAAUUACAAACCCUGGGUUUGUUGUCCGAGGCGCUGAUUAAAAUACCGGUAGCAUGGACGGAUUGAUGUUUGGUCCGUCUCCUCCCGGUCCUCUGAUUCCUCCAUCUCGCCAAAGAAGGGAUCAUUGUUUACAGAUGGGACUAGCCAAGGUAUCUCUGGUGUUGACUAGAUAGAUAGGUAAUGCUACAGUCAUACCAACGAAGCCGACACCACACCGACCAAUGACAUGUCAUUAGAAAUAACAUAUGGCUUUGAUUGGUCUGGGGUCCGGUUCGUUGGUGUGACUGAAGCGUUAGAAAGAAUAGGUUACUCAAGCAAGACUCUGGGGAAGGAAAUCAAUCAGACUCCCCUUUUUCCAGUGAAGUGACCUUUGAUUGAGGUUCGGGCCACUUUUGCAGGACAGUCCUGAUCAGGCAACUUUCCAGAUUAGUUGCAUGGUUUGUUGCUGUUCGGGAGUAGGAAGGCGGAGGGAGAUGUCAUCCGAAAUGUUAGAAAAACAUUUUCUUGCAGUACAGGGAUGGGUAUGGGAUUUCUCCCAAUUUCCUGCUUCCAUGUCCGUUAUCCUGACUGAAAGCUUUUCAAUCUAAAGAUAGCUCUAUGUAUUGUUUAUACUUGAAGAGCAUUAAAUCCUCUUUGGCAAAGAAAAAAAUGCAUGUACUAGUUCCAAUAGACCAUAGUUAAUCAUUUGAAAAUUCGGUAGUUUUAUUGAAAAAUCCACUACGGUUAUAUCUCAGUUUAUAUCGACUGGUCAACAGGCCAAGACAAAUAUAUGACCUUCAACAUGUAGGUGUUACAUCUACUGUAUAUUGGAUCCCCUUCAUUUUGCCUUUUGAUUACAAGGACGAUGGUGUGAAAGCGAUCAAUGAAUUGAAACACAAGUUAUUUCACAUGUUACUGUUACCUUGUUUCAACUGUCCAACAGUAGACCAAUGGCUUGUCUUUUUCUCAGUCCAUUCAGAAUUGAUCUGUUUAUCAGAAUUGUUCACACUGGACCAAACUGGGAUUGAUUGGCAAGUCAGGAAUGAUGCUUUUUUAUCUAGAAUUUUCAAAUAAAUGAAGGGGUAACCAUGUGGAAAAGAAAAAAAAUAUGUAACAUCACUGAUAGCCUUGAGAAGAUGAAUUUUAAUGAAAGUUUGCUUCUGCGUUGAAAGCUCCUUUUUUUCUGAUAAGGACAAAUAUUACUGCUAUUGGAUGCUGGUGAAUCUCAUCUUUUAUUGAUUGAAUAAGCUUAUUUUGAUGAAAGCUCAGUGAAAUACAGCCUUUGUGUUCACCUACACCAAUAUAACAGCCUAUUAUGGAAUUUGUAUUCUUUGAGAUGGCAAAUGAUUUUGAAGGAUAAUGAGAAUGUACCCUAAAGAUUAAACCAACAUUACACAUCCAAUUACCUCCCCUUUGAUGUUGAUUUACUUUUUCAGGUGGUUUGCACUAUAAGAAGCAGUACAUUACAAUUCUAUAUAAAUAUCAUUAAGGUUAUAAGGUACAUGCAUGUAGUAGAAGUACAUCGGUGCAUGAAAAAUACUGGUUAAAACAAUUUAUUUUAACAUCUGAUGCCUUAAGUACAGCCUUGAUCCACAUUUAGUGUAUCUCUAAACUUAGCAACCCUGUGAUGCUAAUGCUGUAAGGAGUAAGGUGGAGGGAAAGGGACAACUACCAAAUUGAAUUUCGUGUAUUGCCUCAUUAAUAGGGAAGUACGCAUCUGGUCGCAGGCGAGAACAAGAAUGAGAGUGAGAGAAGAAGGAUGUUUGUUUGGUUGUACGUGAUGAUGGGUAGAGUGAGUGAGAGGGUAAGACAGGAUGGUGAGAGAUGGGAUGGAGGGGUUGGAGGAUGGAAAGAUGGUAACGUUUGAGAGAUGAUAAAAAAAAGUAGAAGACAAUGAGAAUAUUGAUGUGAAUUGAAUGGUUUAAAAAAAAAGUUUGGAAAUACAUGUAUGGAAACAGGAUGAAAAAAGAGAGUAAAAUGCAAGGAUUAAAGGAAUGGAAAAGAAAUAGAGAAAGAGGUCUGGGGUGAGUAAUAAUAAAUGAAGAAAUUGGGAGAUGCAGAAACAUGCGCAAAUCAAAUUAGGAGUAAAGAGAAAGAAUAUACAAAACCUCGGAGAAUGAAAGAAAAUAAGGAGUCAAAUAAGUGACGAUAAAUGAGAAACAAAAGGAGAAUAUCAGUGAUGUCAUUGAAUUGCUAGCUUUUCAAGAAAAAUGUUUAGAAAUUACAAGCAUUAUGGUUUGACUUGAAAUGGGCAAUCUAUAUCGAUCAAUGCUAGCAGAAAUCAUUUUCUUUCCAAUUAUGUUAAAGAAGUGUGAGCGAAAGAAUCAUUUAGAAGCACUCAAAAAGGCCUCUUCGAUUUCUCCUUACCCCAUGUUUUAAUAAACAUUUCUUGCUGUUAUCAUUUCUGCUGUCGGUGCCUUUUCCGUUUGUCUUGUACUAUCUUUUUAUGUCUUUCAUUUUAACAUCUCAUUUAUCUGCUUAUCCUGUUUCUCGUUCUCUCUAUAAUGCAUCCUUGCAUUGUACCAUAUCUGUUUCUCUUCCUAGUUUUUCUUUUCUCUCACCCUCUCUUUCUACCUCUCGUUUUUCAAACUUCUGACCUCUCUCUCUCUCUCUAUUCCUCUAUUUCCUCAUCCCCUCUACCCCUGAUGUGGAACUGGGCAUGCACACCAUUGAUUGGCCUUGAAGGGACGCCAUCCCAAGAUGCAUUAAAGAGCAAUCUCGUUGCUGUCCCAGCAUAGUUAUGAGUUCCUUGAAAACAACUGUGGUACUGCAGCCCCUCGUCUCCAACCUCGUUUUAUUUCAAGGAAAUUCCUGUUCAUUUCUCUCUCUAUUUCAAAUACCACCACUUUUCUUUUUAUACCACCCCUUUCCAUAGUGUUCAUUGAAAGUGGCAUCGGCAGUGGUCUGAUGUCUGUACUUUUCUAGCUGGUUUAGCUGUGUAUUCUUAUAUGGCAGUAGAGUCUAAAUUGGCAACCACUUUCGUUCAAACCAGGAUAUGUCCCUUUCGAAAUGAAUGUCUACAUCCGAAGAUAUGAUUCAUGGUGUAGUAUGAGUUUGAUACCAAUUUCAUUGGUAUCAAACUCAUAUUGGGGUCAUUUGUUCUGACUGAAUAUUUGAGUGAUACAGCAUACAUAGUUUUUGUUGAUGGAAGUAUUGGAGCACUCAUAUAAAUGUUUAUUGUUAUCCAUUUGGGUGCUGUGUUUACUAUGGUAAUUUUUUACCGUGGGCUUCAAAGUAAGUGCUAUCUUCAAAUAUCUUUUUGGCUCUCACCAGUUACAUUCCUGAUGUUAUUGCAGAAGUCUCUCAGCCAUGGCUAUUCUCUUUUAAAGCUUCUUGGUCUAUUUUUGCUCAUGUAUUCAAUUUGUUUUUCAUUAUCUUGUGAGUUGUCUCAUUAACACUGUUUUAUCGCUGAACAGAUUACAAUGAUAACUUACAUAUUGGUAGUGAUUUUUUUCUUUCCAUAAAAAAAGGAACAGCAUCAUGUGUCCCAGAUAUCAUUAGAUUGCUCUUAUGGGCAGUGUAAAACACAUCAAUUCAUACAUUUUGCAUUAUGAUGCUUUUCCAUCAAUCUUCCAUGAUAUGCUGCCCCCAUAGGCAUGGAGCGAUUCAGCCGGCUAAUUGCGUCAAGGACGACAGCAUUUUUCAAUUAAGCAUCGAUGCAAUUUGCCUAAUGAACCCAUUGCUGCUAAAGCAAGGGACCAAAUCUGUAAGAAAAACAUCUUCUUCAAAGCAGGUGAUUAAAUCUCAAAAGAAAUCUGGGUUUAAAUCACUACCUGCCAUACCACAUUCAUUAGUUUUUCAACUCCUUAUAAUGCUCAUGCAAGUGCAUGCAUACUAAUGUGUUGUAUUAAAGCCCUUUGCAAAUAGAUUCAAUCAGUUUCCACAGCUCUGAUAAUAUACCCUUGGGCUGUGAUUAGCAUUUUCAAAAAGAAAACUCUUUGAAGGCUGUGGUUAGCAUGACCAAAUAGGAAACAGAUUGAUAUACAUAGCUUUAUCUUUUCAGUACUUCAAUAUCUACUUUAGAUUGGUGCAUAAGAAGAUUUACAACUUGUGCAAGCAAAUCUACACCAAUAUUUGAUUCAUCGUGCUAGUUUAAUAACCAGUGGUGUUAUUUUUUUAAUUACCAGUGUUUGGUGUAUUUUCAAACUCCAGGGGGCAACUGUAACACCACCUGGUGUAUCACUGACUGGCUUUAUUCUUAACACCAGGUUAUUAUAGUGUAUACAGUAGGUGGUCACUAAAAACAGGUUUUACUAUCUAGUGACAAAAAAAACCUGGCACAUGUACAUAGAGAUAACUUGCUCAUUUGGAAUGAAAAAUCAAAUUGAUACCUCCUCUAGAUUGCAUGUCAAAUAAUCAGUCAAAUGAAUCGUCCGCCUUUAUUAAUCUGAGUUUAAUUAACAAGCCAACUCCAUUCAAAGACAGCGUGAUAUAUUGAUUUGACCAUGACAUGCCCGAGCUUUGCUGAGCUUUAGGUGGUGAUUAUUAGCUACAAAAACCCUUUUUUGUUCUCUCUACCCAUCUCACUUCUCUCUUGCUUUUUUUUUCUUGUUUUAUUUGUCUCCUGCUGUUUCCAUCCAUUCAUAGAUUACUUGGUGCUCUGCUAAUGAUAUAUUAUAAUACCUGGUCAUAUAUGAAUUUUAAGAUUAACAAUUGUAGGCGAUAUGCAUUCGUGAAGAUGAAAGGGUUUGUGUUGAGAGAGAUGGGGGGGGGGUAAAUUGAAUUAGAUAUUUAGUCAGUCUUCUUAGAAUCUAAUAUGAGGGAAAAUGCUGAGAUGUUCAAAAAGCAAACCAAGGUGGUGAGAGAUGAAAAUGAGCUAUUCACAGUGUUAGAAUUAAUGCGCCCACAGAGUGUCUGAGAGGACCUAGAGAAAAGCGUGUUGCCAAUAAAUUAUAGCGGCACUGACAGAUUACGACAGGUAAGAACAGCAUUUGAAGUACCUUUGCUCUCACCUGCGGAGUGAUAUGACAUCUUUUACCUAGUCUCGUUCUCAGAUGUUCUACAGUUUUUCUAACUCUCAAGUUGUAUGGUAGGGAGAUAUUACAUCGUUAAAAUUAGUGAAAGUGUGCUUUAGUGGCAUAUAGGGCUGGAAGGUACUUGGGAGAAAGGGACAAUGUAAUUCAGUUUGGCCUAAUUGAUGGGUUUUACCUGCGAAGAGGGAUGAUGUCACUUAUGGUGGGCUGUCGGAUGAGACCAUUCAUGUCCUAGAUAGCAAAGAGGCAGUUGUUUGCAUCUUAUUAUCAUUCAGCGACAUAUGGUGAGAUGCUUGCAUGGUUUGGCUCUAUGCCCUCGGGAUGAAGCAAGCACAUAAAAUAAAAAAAGGUGUGCUCUGAAAAGCAAAGGUGUAGUGCAUUGAUGUGUACGAUUCACGGCGGCGGUGACAGCUACAGUCGGACGGAGGCUCCAUACCUUUGGUUAGAGGGGUGACUCACAGGUUCAUAACACAUUUGUCACGCACAGAUGCGAGAUAUACAGAAGAGUAUUGCCAAUUUGGACGUGGAUUUCACUCCGGAGUGAGGACCGGCAAAAGGUGUCGGGGAUUAUCGUGGCGAUUGAUCUUCAGGAAAAUUUGUUUGACCAUCUGAGGCCAAUUUGAGGAUUUAUUGUCAUUUGAGGAGGUACUGAUUCAAUUUGAUGGAUUUACAGUGAGUUUGCUGAAGAGUAGCAUCAUCUCUCAUUAUACCUACAGUCGCAUCUGGGAGAUUGCUGGAUCUUUAAUAAGGUAUAUCCAUCAUCAAUUCUUUCGGAUGACGUGCUUGUCAUAACUCUCAUAUUCUCAACUCUACAAUUUAUUGUAGGCAGAAUUCCAUUUUGAUGUGCCUGAUCUUGAACACACAACCAAACAAAAUGCCAGGGUUAUCAAGAAGUAUUAUCUUUUACAUCAAUUAGUUUUGUGUGUAGUGUAUUUGUCUUGUGUAACUAAUUUCCAUACAUUUAUGGCAAAUUGUAGGUACGUAUCAAACUGUUAGACAUGCUUUUCAGUGAGUUGUAUUGCUCACUUUUGGAUUUAGUAAUACAGGGAGUAUGGUAUAAAUGUUUCUCAGACUUAUCAUUUGAAUCUCAUAUGUUAUGCUGACAGUUGAUGUGAAUGUACUUUUCUUGUGAUCUUCAUUUUGCAAAAGGUCAGGGCUGGUAUUUGAGAACAUGACAGUUUGAGAAAAGAUGAAGCAUUCUUAAUACAUGAAGGAACCAUUUUUCUCAACUAGCCAUGUUUAGAUAGAAAAAAACCUUUUUUAAACACACAUGUACAUGUUCCUAUUGUAGGUGAUGGUUUAUGAUUUCUGUUAAUACAAAUGAACACUUUAUCAUGUUUGAGUGAAAUAUUUAGUUGUAUUUCCUGUACAUGUACUUCAAAUUAAUUUUGGAAACAGUUUUAAUUAGAGAACUUGGAAAAAUUUGAAGGGAAGAUUAUUCUUUUUUUGCAAGAUUGGUUCUUAUGAAUUACUUUGAGGAUAUAUUCAGAAGUAGAAGAUCAUUUAUGCCUUUUUCCAAGAGUUACUGUAUAUUCUUUAAAAAAUAUAUAACUGACUUAUCCUUUUAAUUAUGAAAAUACAUGUAUGUAGUUGCAUGAUAGAAUGUUACAAAUAAAUUCCUUUCUUUCAAAGAUUGAAUGGAAUGAUGGUGUGCCUUUAUCUAGUGGAUGACAAUAUCUUUAUGUUUUUCAAUCAGUGCAGAUUUAGUGGGGCUGGUGUAUAAGGGGGGGGGGGGUUCCUGAGCUGUGAACUAUGUAGGAGUUAAUCACUUGUAAACAUAGGCAUUCAAAUUUGUCUGGCCAUCUGUUGCCAUUUUGGAUUACUGAUCAGAAUGCAGUAUAGAUUGCAAUGCAACAUAAGGUGAUUUUCUUAAGUUAGAAUCACAAACGUGAGUCACAAAUCUAAACGCAAACAUAGAACAUGGUUACUGCAGUAUAGCAUUCAAGUGAUUUUUUUUUAUCAAUGCUGAUUAUCAAUCAUUUCAAGCCCAGCCACCGCACUCAGUACCGAGCAGGUUGACCUGGACGUGAGCAUGUAGGUCAGCUCGGAGGUAGCCAACAUAUUUUGUUUUAACCAGAAACAGGACUCCCUAAUGAUAUUAUAGAAUCAGGAUCGAUGCUUUUGUAUGUUGCAUUCAGUUGAAUUUAUUUAUAAAACAUAUCACUGCUCAUGAAAUAAAAUCUUGAAUGCUAUUUUGUUAAAAACUUAUCUAAUAUGGUCACAACAUUGACUUUAAUCAUUGAAAAAAGAAGAUGUUCCAGAGAUUAUCCACCAGCACCAAAAUUAAAGUUUUACGGCUGUCAAAAGUGAGAUAAAUGAAGCCAUGAUAUGUUGGAGAAAGAGAGGAAGAAUAAGAAAUAAAUCUAGAUUCAUUAUUAAUUUGAGAGAUGAGGAUUGAAGAUGGUGGACUAGCGAGGGAAUGGGAGUAAACACACGUCACAUCUAAAGCAAACAUUUGUCUGCGGAUUGCAUGGUAUAAUUUGUGGAUUCGGUCAGUCAUAAAUUGAGCAGUCAAAAUGUUAUUCUCAGUGCACACUUAUAAUUAAUUUCAGUAAAUCUUGGGCACGAUUGGCAUGUUCUUCUCUUUUUCACCCCAACAAUUUAGAAUUUUGAUUUAUUCAAACAUUGCUGUGGCACAGAUAUUUGAAUUGUUAUUGAAAAAUAAAAAAAAUCAAAUAGAAGUCAAAUAAGUUUUUAUUUGAUUGCUAUUAAAUGUAUUUUUAUUCAUGUUUUACACUGAUAAAUACAUCCACAAGAAAAAAAAUAAAUGUUCAACCAAACAUGCUGUCCAGUAAAGUUUCUGAAGCAAUUUUUAUUAUUAAAGUUUAAUGCAUCAGAAGUUUAUGCUUUUAUCUUUCAAUGUCUUAAGAAAUUCUAAAUUGUGCUUUUUGCUCAUGCACAUCAAUAUAAAACAAAAUAAUAGGUCUCAUUCAUUUUUAUAAGAGGUUAUAUUUUUCAUCCCAAUAAUUCACUCUAAAAAAAAAGUAAUAAAAAUAAAAUUACAUUAUUACUUUCUUCUCUUAAAUUAAACAAGAAGUGUGCAUUUAUAUAUAUUUUUAUUAUUGCCACAAUACUCACAAAUGUCAGUUUUGUCAUAAAAUUGUGAAUUAAGAAAAAAGUUGACAUAUUAAUUGGGGAAUACCAGGUGCAGAGCUCGUGGAAAUAUGGAGGUAUAGGAUCCCUCGCUCACAUCUCACCAUGUAUUGAGAAAGUGAGAAAAUAUGAAAGUGCAGAUAUAUAUUUUUGAGUUGAGAUACAUCAUUUAUCAUGCUUAGCCAGAGCCCCUUCAUUCUGACAGCUCAAAUCCUGCUUUUAAAAGGGUAAAGGUAGGGCCAGGACACAUUAGGCUGAAGUCAUUAAUCACAUGCCAGUAUUACCACCUCCAAAGAGAAAGGGAGACCAACGAAUAGUCUCAGGCUGCCGCAGGGCUGACGUCUUAAGACAGGAUGUGUUGAAGAGUAUUGGAUGUAAUGAUAUGUAAAGAGCUGCUGCUACCAGGAAAGAAAAACAAUGCCCAUGCAGUGUUAAGAAAUCAGUCAUUUCGCGUUUCCAGACAUUGUAAAUGAAUCUGAAAGGGAGCAUUAAUGCUCCUUUGUGCAAUUGCAAUAUAAUGAAUCAAAGAUGGGACUUUGGAAUGAUGCUAAAUAUUGGUUUUGACAGUGAACGAUGAACAUCAGAAUUGUGCAUUCUUUGGUAAAUGUAGAAUAUGUAAUAGUUUUGAACACAAAAAAUGAAACACAUGGAAAAUCAACUGAGUCCAGAUUAUAUUUUUUCUCUCCUUUUUUGUGGCCCAUAGAACAAGGUACAGAAAGUCCAGGAAAUUUAUAUUGUAAAUGUUCACUUGAAAUUGACAUGAAAUUUGAAAAUUCCUGGU